Molecule: messenger RNA, 3112 nt
Organism: Phoenix dactylifera (date palm)
Lineage: Eukaryota; Viridiplantae; Streptophyta; Magnoliopsida; Arecales; Arecaceae
Source: RefSeq, a predicted model, not a curated record
UUGGUCUCCACCUAUAUGAUGGUUUGUUCAAGGUCAUACCCUUUGAUAACAAAGGACAACUAAAGGAAGCAUUCAACAUCAGGCUUGAAGAACUUCAAGUUUUGGAUAUCAAAUUUCUGUAUGGCUGUGCAAAGCCCACUAUUGUAGUCUUAUACCAGGAUAACAAGGAUGCACGGCAUGUUAAGACAUAUGAGGUUGCACUCAAGGAUAAAGACUUUGUUGAGGGUCCAUGGUCACAAAAUAAUCUUGAUAAUGGGGCUGGUCUUCUAAUACCUGUUCCUAUGCCUCUUGGUGGUGUAAUAAUUAUUGGGGAAGAAACAAUCGUGUAUUGUAGUGCGGCUGCAUUUAAAGCUAUACCAAUCAGACCAUCUAUUAUAAGAGCCUAUGGGAGAGUUGAUGCGGAUGGUUCUCGAUACUUGCUUAGCGACAAUGCAGGUCUUCUGCAUUUACUCGUCAUCACCCAUGAGAGAGAAAGGGUAACUGGACUCAAAAUUGAACACUUAGGAGAGACCUCUGUGGCAUCAACAAUAUCUUAUCUUGAUAAUGCAGUUGUUUAUGUUGGUUCAAGUUAUGGAGAUUCUCAGCUGAUAAAACUGAAUCUGCAACCUGAUGCGAAAGGUUCGUAUGUUGAAGUUCUUGAAAGAUAUGUCAAUCUUGGGCCUAUUGUGGACUUCUGUGUCGUUGAUCUUGAGAGGCAAGGUCAGGGUCAGGUUGUUACAUGCUCAGGAGCUUAUAAAGAUGGUUCCCUUCGCAUAGUUCGGAAUGGCAUAGGGAUUAAUGAACAGGCAUCUGUAGAACUUCAAGGCAUCAAAGGAUUGUGGUCUCUAAGAUCUUCUACUAACGAUCAAUAUGACACCUUCUUGGUUGUAAGCUUUAUCAGUGAGACACGUAUACUGGCAAUGAAUAUGGAUGAUGAAUUAGAAGAAACUGAGAUAGAAGGAUUUUAUGCACAAGCGCAAACCUUGUUUUGCUACAAUGCCAUGCAUGAUCAACUUGUACAGGUUACUGCUAACUCUGUUCGUUUAGUGAGUUCUACAUCUCGGGAAUUGCUGGAUCAAUGGAAUGCACCUUCAGGGUUCUCGGUCAAUGUUGCCACUGCUAAUGCCUCUCAGGUUUUAUUGGCAACUGGAGGUGGGCAUCUUGUUUAUAUAGAAAUUGGGAAUGACAAGUUGGUUGAAACAAAACACAUACAGCUGGACUAUGAAAUUUCUUGUCUUGACAUAAAUCCAAUUGGUAAAAAUUCUCAUUACAGUUCACUAGCAGCGGUAGGAAUGUGGACGGACAUAAGUGUUAGGAUAUUUUCACUACCAAGCUUGGAACUGCUCACGAAGGAAAAUUUGGGUGGAGAGAUCAUUCCUCGGUCUGUUCUUCUAUGUACCUUUGAAGGGGUGUCCUAUCUGCUAUGUGCUCUUGGAGAUGGGCACCUGUUCAAUUUUCUAUUGAACACAAGUACUGGUGAAUUGUCUAAUAGAAAAAAGGUUUCUCUUGGGACACAACCUAUCACACUCCGUACGUUUUCUUCAAAGGAUACCACACAUGUAUUUGCUGCAUCUGAUAGACCAACAGUCAUCUACAGCAGCAACAAGAAGUUACUUUAUAGUAAUGUAAAUUUGAAAGAAGUUAGUCAUAUAUGCCCUUUUAACUCGGCUGCUUUUCCAGACAGCCUUGCAAUUGCUAAAGAAGGUGAACUUUCAAUUGGAGCCAUUGAUGACAUCCAAAAGCUUCACAUUCGUACAAUCCCUCUAGGGGAACAUGCUCGACGUAUCUGCCAUCAGGAGCAGUCUCGAACAUUUGCCAUCUGUAGUCUCAAGAACUGCCAGACUAGCACCGAGGAAGCUGAAAUGCACUUUGUUCGAUUAUUGGAUGAUCAAUCAUUUGAGUUUAUAUCAACCUAUCCACUUGAUACAUAUGAAUAUGGCUGCUCCAUUAUUAGCUGUUCCUUCUCAGAUGACAACAAUGUUUAUUACUGUGUGGGAACUGCUUAUGUGUUGCCUGAGGAAAAUGAGCCUAGCAAGGGGCGGAUCCUGGUUUUUGUAGUGGAAGAUGGGAAACUACAGUUGAUUGCUGAAAAGGAAACGAAGGGAGCUGUUUACUCUCUCAAUGCUUUCAAUGGAAAAAUGCUGGCUGCUAUCAAUCAGAAGAUUCAGUUAUACAAAUGGAUGCUCCGGGAUGAUGGAUCUCGUGAGCUGCAAUCUGAAUGUGGACAUCAUGGGCACAUACUUGCCUUGUAUGUUCAAACUCGUGGCGAUUUCAUCAUAGUUGGUGAUCUGAUGAAGUCUAUAUCCUUAUUGUUGUAUAAGCAUGAGGAGGGUGCAAUCGAGGAGCUAGCCCGCGACUACAAUGCAAACUGGAUGACUGCUGUUGAGAUUCUCGACGAUGACAUCUACCUUGGUGCUGAGAACAAUUUCAACCUCUUUACAGUCCGCAAGAAUAGUGAUGCAGCAACAGAUGAGGAGCGGGGCCGGCUUGAGGUAGUUGGGGAGUACCACCUUGGUGAGUUUGUCAACCGGUUCCGGCAUGGCUCGCUUGUCAUGCGCCUUCCAGACUCAGAGGCUGGCCACAUACCGACAGUCAUCUUCGGUACUGUCAAUGGGGUGAUUGGUGUUGUUGCUUCUCUCCCUCAUGACCAAUAUGUGUUCCUAGAGAAACUUCAGUCCAACCUCGUGAAGGUUCUAAAGGGUGUAGGUGGGUUUAGCCAUGAGCAGUGGCGUUCAUUCAACAACGAGAAGAAGACAGUAGAUUGUAGGAAUUUCUUGGAUGGAGACUUGAUCGAGUCGUUUCUUGAUCUUAGCCGCAGUCGAAUGGAUGAGAUCUCGAAGGCAAUGGGGGUUUCAGUUGAGGAGCUGUGCAAGAGAGUUGAGGAGCUGACAAGAUUGCAUUAAAAAUGUAAAUCCCCAGGACAAUUUGCUGUUUUUUAGUUUACCAAGGAUGAAAAUCCAGUGCUGCUUAUUGUAUUUUAUUUAGUUUAAUUCGUGUACGAGUAUUUUGUAAUGCAUGCUAUGGUUGCAUUUGGAAGCGACAGUUAUAUUUGAGUUUGUUUCUAUUAUCUUUCCUGGGGCUGGGAUGGCUAUAAUUCAGUGGUAAUACAUUUGGGGGCAUUUUGACUGAUGAA